UUGGUUCUUCAAUAUCAAGCCAAGCCGAGAGCAUCAGGACCACAUUUCUCCACGGAGCUCUUCGGCUCGUGGGUACCGAAAUCAGGCUGCACCAUGGGGAAGCUGUUGCUGUUGAUAACAGUCUUCAUUGUCUUUUGCGCCUUGUUCGUGGAAAGGCUGAUAGUGUUUCGGAAGAAGCUGUUUGCUGACCGAGAAUUGCCUCCCAAGCGCCUUCCUAACUGUCAUCUCAUUCCAGGAAUUGACAAUGGUGCAGAAGAUAUUGAUGUACUUCCUAAUGGGUUGGCUUUCAUCAGCUCUGGUCUGAAAUAUCCUGGCUUGAAAACCUUUGAACCUCAUAAAGGAGGGCAAAUAUUACUGAUGAAUGUCCUGGCAGAAACUCCUCGUCCAGUUGAACUAAAGAUUGAAGGUGGAUUUGAUCUGGAUUCUUUUAAUCCACAUGGGAUCAGUUUUUAUAUGGACAGGAAUGAAAGUAUAUAUCUCUUUGUGGUAAAUCAUCCAGAAGGCAAGUCAGCAGUGGAGAUAUUUAAAUUUUUUCAGGAUGAAAAGUAUUUGCUCUACAUAAGAACUGUCACUAAUGAGCUCCUAACAAGUGUCAACGAUGUUCUCGCUGUGGGCCCUGAACAUUUCUAUGCCACCAAUGACCGUUACUUCCAUUCAGAGACUGUCUCAGUAUAUGUGGAGAUAUUUUGGGGGUUGAGCUGGACAAAUGUUGUGUACUAUAGCCCAAAGAAAGUUAAAGAAGUAGCAUCAGGAUUUUACAGUGCCAAUGGCAUUAAUAUGUCACCAGAUGGAAAGUUUGUCUACGUUGCUGAUAUUUUGGAUCAUAGCAUUCACGUCUUUCAAAGAAUGUCUAAUAUGAAUUUAUCUCCUGUGAAGGCCCUAAAAUUGGAAACUGUCCUUGAUAACAUAUCAGUUGACCGUAGAAAUGGAGACCUUUGGUUAGGAUGUCACCCCAAUGCUGCAAAACUCCUUUCUUAUGAUCCAAAGAAUCCUCCUGGCUCAGAGGUCCUUCUUGUCAAAGAUAUUCUUUCUGACAAACCUAAAAUCACUCAAGUGUAUGUGGAUGAUGGGUCACUUAUUCAAGCAAGCUCAGUUGCUGUCAUGUAUGGCAGGCAUCUCAUCAUUGGCACUGUGUUUCAAAAAGCCCUUUUUUGCCACCUGUAAUUGGCACACCCACUAGCUUUGCCUCAGAUGAAAUAGUCGUAGUCACUGAAAUCUGAGCCAAGCUUUCUGGCACAUGUGGGUCUGUCAUGGUAACAACAAAAAUUAGCAAAAAUAUUGUUGUACUCAAAGAAAUCUAUAUAAUCUCAAAAUAUACCUACUGAUCAUUCUGUCCUGAAAUACUACUUAUAAUUCAGGCUUGAUGGAGAAAAACUUGAUGAACUCAGAUUUCAAAUCCAUGUUAGCCAAUCCAUUUAUCUAAAAGUUAUAAGUGUAACCACAUCUAUCCAGCAGUUGUCCAAAAUAUCAGAGAUCUGGCAUAUAUUCCCUGUCAUAUCUGAGGAGUCGUCUUGCCCCAAUUUGCCCCUGUCUUUUGGCCUUCCAGAGGUAUUAAAACCUGGUUUUUCCUGGUUUUGCCUUAAGGCUUCAUGGGAGGGUACUGGAGAUGGUUAAUGAGCUAAGGAGAUCUUACCCCUGUGCCAUCCAUCUCCUGGGUUCUAGUUUUUUAUAUAACUUUUUAAAAUUGUAUUUGUUUUUAUAUUCAUCUUUUUACUAUUUGUAAGCAGCAUUUAAUAAAUAAAUAAAAAUAUUCCACUUGCCU
Molecule: messenger RNA, 1762 nt
Organism: Notechis scutatus (mainland tiger snake)
Lineage: Eukaryota; Metazoa; Chordata; Lepidosauria; Squamata; Elapidae
Product: serum paraoxonase/arylesterase 2-like
Biological process (GO): response to toxic substance
Molecular function (GO): arylesterase activity
Source: RefSeq, a predicted model, not a curated record